AUGAAGAAAGCACAAAUGAAGCUGGACAUGGAGAACGACAAGGCCACUGUAUUUGGAAAACCUGUGGAUUUGGUCUGUGCUCUGCAGGCUUUACCAGCCUGUUCAUACCCAGUUAGUGCCAUGGAAGAUGGAAGCAGCAGAGGACUGGAGUUGUCCCAGCUCCUUACGGACAUUAAGAAGCAUUAUGAAAAGAUUAUACACAGGAGUCGGAUGGAAUUAGAUGCCUGCAUCAGCACUCAGCUAUUGGAAGUCAGUGAUGCGGAGAUGAAUGAGGAUGAAGAUUCUCUGCAAGCUGCCAGGGCAGAGCUAAAUGAUGCCAGACGUCAAUGGCAAAGCCUUCAGGUGGAGAUUGAAUCUCUCCUUGCAUUGCAGAAGGGUUUAGAGAACUCCCUGCAGGUGACGGAGCAGAGGUAUGAGCUGCAGCUGAAGGGGCUGGCGUCUGUGAUUCACGAGCUGGAGGGGGAGUUACAGGAGGUCAGGAGAGACAUCGAGCACCAGGUUUGGGAACACGAACUAUUGCUCAAUACGAAGAUGAGAUUGGAGAGAGAGAUAGCAAUGUACCGGAGUCUCCUGGAUAGAGAGGAGGGCAGGCUCUCUGGCGCUACUUCUGAUGGCUAUCAAUCAUCCUGCAGCAGCUUCAGUCGGAAAGAAUUGGCCCUCCCUUCGGGGUUUGAUCGAAGAGCUUCUGCAGCAGCUUCUGCCAUCGCGAACCGCUUGGAGCAGAGGAUUGAGAUGGUGGCGACACAAGAGAUUUUAAGUCGCAACUCAGUGGCUGCAAGUUCAAAAGCUCAUGGCAAAAUUCAAACAGAGAAAGUGGACGAGGUUAUCAAAGAGUGGGAAUGCUCCUUUUUCAAAGAUAAUCCACACCUCCGGAAGAAAUCCACAUCACUCCGGUUUGACCUGCACCUGGCAGCGAUGGACGAAGGCUGCUCACAGACCAAGCAAGGCAGCCUCCCUGACAUCGAACUCAGGCUGGUGAUGAGAAAAUCAAGUAGCAUUCCGUCUCUCAAAUCAUAACUGUCACCAAAGCGCAGCAUAACAUGUGUGAUAUGCAACACGCACUAUCCUCAAUCUCUACUUGAAGCUCUUGCAUUAACCUAAUGGGUGUAUAA
This is a messenger RNA of Carcharodon carcharias (great white shark), 1112 nucleotides long. It is a transcript of the gene krt222, whose product is annotated as keratin 222. Gene Ontology annotation, molecular function: structural molecule activity. Lineage: Eukaryota; Metazoa; Chordata; Chondrichthyes; Lamniformes; Lamnidae. Bases 1 to 1017 code for a protein of 338 amino acids. The record is from RefSeq and is a predicted model, not a curated record. The transcript has 7 exons.